Chlorella variabilis is the source of this 3519-nucleotide messenger RNA. RefSeq lists its product as hypothetical. The record is from RefSeq and is a predicted model, not a curated record. NCBI's taxonomy places the organism in Eukaryota, Viridiplantae, Chlorophyta, Trebouxiophyceae, Chlorellales, Chlorellaceae. The transcript has 7 exons. The coding region runs from base 1 to 3519 and encodes 1172 amino acids.
AUGCCGUUAGCGCAGCGGCCAGCCGCCGGCGGCACCGGCACCCCCGCGCCUGCUCGCGGCGCCGCCGAACGGCAGCAGCCCUCGCCCUUUACUGCUGCAGCGCCGGGGCAGGCAGGAGAUGGCGGCGAUCCGCGGCCGUUCGACAGCAACAAGCAGAUGCGGCUGAGCGCUGACGGCGCCGGCACGAAGCCGGUUGCGGCGAGGCAGAAGGGGCGCCCACGUUUGCGCUCCAGCAAGCCGCCACCCGGCGCCAGCACGGCCGCGCACGGGGUGGUUGACUUGACAAUGGAGGAUGAGGAUGAGCAGCAGCAGCAGCAGCAGCAGCAGCAGCAGGAAGACACAAGACGCGGCGAGGCCCCCGCUGCCCCUGGGAUGCAAACAAUCAGCGCCAAGGGGCACCAGGCGGGCCAGCAGCUGGAGGCGGGGCAGCAGCAGCACCACCACCAGCAGCAGCAGCAGCAGGAUGACGAGAAGAAGGAGGGGGUGCAGAAGGAAAGAAAGAAAAGGAAGAAAGCGGCCAAGGCGCCGAUGGAAGGUGGCGGCGCUGCGUCUGCGGCUGCCAGCCCACGCAGCCACGCCAUUGCAACAGAGCUCAGCCCGCCCAGCCGCGGCGCCGCCCCUGCCUCUGAUGCAGCCGCAGCCUUGUCUGGGGCGGCACCCGCAGCGGCAGGGCGCCAGACGGGGUCUUCUGGCGGGGUCGGCGGCAGUGGGCAGCAGGGGGAACGGCAGAAGAAGCGAAUCAGGAGCAUCACGGUCUGGGCGGCUGACGUUGCAGGACAGCAGCAAGGGAAGGGCAAGGAGCAGCAGGAGCAGGCUCAGGGAAAGCAGCAACAGCAGCAGGAGCAGCAGCAGGAGCAGCAGCAGCAGCAGCCCAAGGAAGACCCUACGGCAGAGGAGCAGCAGCCACCAGCCGCUGCCGCCGCUGCAGCGGGCGGAAGCGCUGCUGCCGGGCAGGAGCAGCAGGCGCAGCCGCAGGCGUCGCACGUCAGCCAGCUAGCCGGCGGUGGGCCGCAGCAGGCGCCGUCGUCUGGCGGCCGGCGAGCGGCACAGGGCGGUACCUCCUUGCAGCGCCUGGCCAGAAGGGUACUGGCAGGACCGAUAGGCGCAUCCAAAUCGACAGCAGCUGCUGCAGCCAAGAGCCCAGCGGCCACCGAGCCUGUCACUGCUCCAGGUAGCCUCAGCUCGGAUGCGGCGGCGGCAGCAGCGGCAGCAGCAGGCGGGGCCGGCACGGCCGCUGCGCUCGCCGCACCAUCCGCAGCUGCAGCAGGCGCGGCAGAGCAGGCAGGCACUGAGGCAGCCUCUGCAGUACCGGCCGGAACGAUGCCUGCCCAGCAGGCGGGGCCGGAGGAGGCUGAGAGGCAGGCGGGGCGGGAGGCCGACGUUGCGGCUGCCACCUUGGCGCCAGCGCAGGGAGCGCUGGCAGCGGCGGGUGCAGCUGCCUGGGCCGCGGCGGCCGGUGGAGGGAUUGCCAGCCUGACGCCCGAUGCUCUGCGCAGCAUGCCGCCUGCCGACCUGCUGCGCAGCAUGCAAGCCGACCUGCCGGCCGUAGAGGCCGCGCUGCAGGCAGCCGGCGGCUGCGGGGAUGGCGGCGCCACGCCGGGCGCGCUGUGGCUGGCCGCGCUGCGGCGCCUGCUGCAGCACCAGGUAGAGCUGCAGGCAGAGGUGCAGCGCCUGCGCGGGCUUCUGAGCGGCGUGCGAGGGACGGCCGGCGACGUCGCGGCCUCCCUGCAAACAGCGCUGGAGCAGUACCAGGAGCAGCAGCGCCAGAUGGCGGCGCAGCGGGCACAGACGGAGCAGCAGCGGAGGGGCUACGAGGCCGCCCUUGCGCAGCUGGCGGCGGCGCAGCGGGAGCAGCGGGAGCUCGAGCGGGAGCGGGAUGCCCUGCAGGUGCUGCAGGGCUGGUGCCUGGCUGGGGAGAGCGAAGUGGGCAGCCUGCGGGCGGAGAAGGAGGCGCGGCAGCAGCGGGGGGCCGGGGCCGGGGCUCGCGACGAGGCCGCGCCUGCCUCUGCCGCUCACGCAGCGCAGCCGCUCAGCCUACAGGAGCGCCUGGAUGUGGAGAGGGAGGGCUUGCAGGCCCGGCUGGCGGGGACUGAGCAGGCGGCGGCGGAACUGCGGGCCAGCUUACGGCAGCAGCAGGAGGCGCUGCAGCUGCAGGAGGCGGCCACGGCGCGGGCCGCGCAGGCGGCGCGGGCAGCUCGGUCCGAGGUGCAACAGCUGCAGAACGGAAAGGCUGCGGCCGAGGCGGCGGCUGCGGAGCUGCGGGGUGGAAAGGAGGCGGCUGAGGCGGCGGCUGCGGAGCUGCGGGGUGGAAAGGAGGCGGCAGAGGCUGCGGCAGCAGAGCUGCGGGGUGGAAAGGAGGCGGCCAAGGCGGCAGCGGCCGAGCUGCGCCAGCGCGUGGCGGCGCUGGAAGCACAGUUGGCAGCAGCACAGGGCUGCGGCCAGGGCGGCAGCAGCAGCCGUCCCGCUUCCGGCGCGGGUGCGGCCCCGGCGCCGGUGACGGCGCCGCCGCCGGCGUGCCCCAGCAGCAGCCGGCUGACGGAUGGCGCGGCGGCGGCCACGGCCGGGACGGCAGGCUGUGACCGGGCGGGCUUCAGCCUGCGGCAGGGGCGCAGCGAUGAUCCUGCGCAGCUGAGGCAGAAGCUGACGGCACAGCGGGAGUACACAGACAGGCUGAAGCAGAAGCUGGGGGAGGCCGAGCGGCACGCCAGGGAGGCCGAGGCGCGGGAGAGGAGCAGCCUGCGGCAGUGCAAGGAGGCGCGGCGGGACUGCGAGGAUCUGAAGAAAGAAGCGGAGCGGCUGCGGCGGGAUGCAGACUCCCGGCGCCGCAGGCUGGCGGAAGAGGAGGAGGAGGUGAAGAAGCUCAAGGCACGACUGCGGCGGGUGGAGGAGAAGCUGGAGGCCGCCGACAGCGGCCUGGCUGCGGCACGGCAGGAGGCCAGCAGGCACGCGGCCGCGCUGGAAGCGGCGCAGGCGGCUUCCGCCGCUGCAGCGGCCGACGCGGCGCGCCGGCAGGCUGCCCACGCCGCUGGUGGCACAGGGGCGAAUCCGCUGCUGGGCCUUCCUCCGGACGUGCCUCCGGCGCUGGUGGGGGCCUGGUUUGAGGACUUUGUGCUGCAUGAUGAGCGUGUCCCAGCCCAGGUGCGUGCGCUGGCGGAGGUCCACUCCUCGCUGCGCGCCAAGGAAGUGGCCUUGGGCCUGCCGCCCAAGAAGCACCUCCUGCAGCGCCUGAAUCUGGCACCCGAGAAAUGGGGCGACGUAGAGGAAGUCAACCGCCUGAUCCUGAAGCGAGACGCCGAAGUGGCCACCUGCACGGAAUGCCGCGUCGCCUGCGCCUGCCCCCAGUGCGGCAAGCCGGCGCCCGACCCCCACAAGCAUCGCACCGCCUUCCAGUGCCAGCACGUGCUGUGGACCACGAUGGUGACGCAGCAGGGGCAGCAGGCACAGCAGCCACAGCAGCAAGGGCAGCAGCCUGCGGCCCAGCAGCAGGCCCAGCCCAGGUGGAUCCAGCGGAAGCGCUGA